Molecule: messenger RNA, 602 nt
Organism: Oreochromis aureus
Lineage: Eukaryota; Metazoa; Chordata; Actinopteri; Cichliformes; Cichlidae
Product: stromal cell-derived factor 1-like
Exons: 4
Coding region: 121-429 (102 amino acids)
Biological process (GO): positive regulation of cell migration; chemotaxis; chemokine-mediated signaling pathway
Cellular component (GO): extracellular region
Molecular function (GO): chemokine activity; chemoattractant activity
Source: RefSeq, a predicted model, not a curated record
CUUUCUCUCGCCCGUCUGAAGAUUUAACACAGCGCAGAGCGAAGCUGGCGGCCACAGUCGUGCCCUGGAUUGUAACAGAGAAAGAGAGCAAGCCCUCCUGCAGCCUGCAAGCCCACCACCAUGGACGUCAAACUGAUGGCACUGCUGGCUCUGCUGGCCGUGGCCACACAUGUUCCGACCUCCAACGCAAAGCCCAUCAGUCUGGUUGAGCGCUGCUGGUGUCGAUCCACUCUCAACACGGUUCCCCAGCGCUCCAUCAAAGAGCUCAAGUUUCUCCACACGCCCAACUGCCCCUUCCAAGUCAUUGCAAAGCUGAAGAGCAACAGGGAAGUUUGCAUCAACCCUGAGACCAAAUGGCUGCAGCAGUACUUAAAGAAUGCCAUUAACAAGGUGAAGAAAUCUAGAAGACGCGCUAACAAGAUCAACUAAAAGACGAGGGGAGUCCUGUAUGUCAUCCAGCCUGGUAUUCCCAGGUUGAACCUCUGUACCUCCCUGUCACUGCUAUGGAUGUAUGCACACAUGCUGUAUGUACCGGUCCAACUCUCUGGACAGCUUGCAGAAGCUGCACUCCAUCCCCAGCACCAUCCACCGAUCCCUCGGGA